AUACUGCCAAAACAAGAUGGCGAACGACUGUGUUUGAAUCAUUUAAUAAUAAAAGUCCAUUUUCAUUUGCAGCCACGGCUUGAUGGUGCUAAAUAGUAUGGGAAACUAUAAUUAAAUGGAAGGGGGGAAAGUUUAAUAUGUCACUGGUAAGUGAAAUAGACGGUGUUAUCGCGAAAUUAAAUGCUGUAAAAGAGAAGGCUAAGCGAAGUUCAGCGAGGAUUGAAGAUGGAGUCUUUGCAAAAUGUGUUGAAAACAUCUACGGCCUUGUGGACGACAUGGACAAAUGCUUAAAUGAAAGAAUAUCAUGUGCUUUCGAUGAUGAUGUUCAUGAUGGUAAGGUUUUAAGGUAUAUACUUAAUUGUAUUAAGGUCUUUUAAUAUUGUUAUAUUGGAUCAUUUGUCAGUUGACUCAGUUUAUAUCAGCUGAAAUUCAAGCCAACGGCCAUCCAUUUCCAUUUAAUAUCAGCCCCCCCUCCCUCCCCUCUUCCCAGUUCCCGUUGCCAUUCCUUUAAUAUUAAAGGUGUGGAUAACCCAGGGUGCAUUCCAUGUAAAGUUGCAAACUCUAUGCCAGAGAUGCCAAUAUAUAUAAAAAGCCAUGUCAAAAUGGACAAUCAUGUGCUUUUCAGGCUCUCACAACCAGGAUACCCACAUCACCAAAGUGCUUUUCAGUGGGGUCCUGUAAUUAUAAACUUCAAUGAUCUAUUACAGUAUAACAUGCGUUAUUUAUACUGUAUUGUUUGUAUAUCUACACAUACUGUAACAUACAUUAGCACCUAACGAUAAAACUACAUAAUAUAUACAUUAUUUACGAUACAAUAACUUAUCUAAUAAUUAGUAACAUUAGACAAACAAAUGGGAUAUAAAGAAUAAUUGAAAGAAAGAAUCAGAAAAAUCGUCGGAUAAAGAGAGGGAGAAAGAUGAAGAAAGGAAAAUAGUGAAACAAAGGAAUUAUGCCAACAACUUUGAGUAAAUAUAUCAUGCCAAUAUGCAAUAAAUUUUGUAAUAGGAGAAAUCUGGCAUGUAGAUAUUUUAUCCCAAAUUCUUGGUUGCUUGUUUUAACUGUUAGAAAGUAUUGAAUAUUUUCCAGACACAAAAGUCUGUCAUGAAACAGUGAUCAUGUGAACAUCACUGAUGAUGUUUGUUCAUAGAUCAAACCCAAACUGUACACCACAAGUCAUAAGCAACAAAUAGAUUAUGAUAAAAUUAUGAGAUUUAACAUGGAAUCUCAGAAACAUGGGAUCUCAGAAACAUAUAUUCCCACCAUGUUUGUAUUAAUUAAUUUACCCAUUAAGUUGCAUUGCACCCUACUAUUCACCCUACUUUAUUAUUUACUCAGUGUCUAUCACAAGACCUUCUCACUCAUCAAUGGGGAGUGCUGGCACUCAAUGGGUUAAUCAUCUGUCUAUAUCUCAGUUAACCCAUCAGGCAUCAAUAAAAAUGUACUUGUGCGAGCACCACUCGCAGGCACCUUUUGAAUUUUUGCAGGCACAUUUUAAAAUAAUGACAUUUUAACAAUAUUUAGGUCACAAAAUCAAAAAAAGAUGUGUUUUUGCUGGCACAUGUUGAGUUUCACUUGCGGGCACCGAAAAAUCUUAAUGAGGCCUGCCCUAAUACACCCUACUUUAUUAUUUACUCUGUCUAUAAAAGGGGGUCAUUCCAUGUCAAAUCAUCAGAGGUUGUAACCCACAACUUUGGAUUUGGCUAAUUUUUUUGUCAUCUGUAGACAUAGGUAAGAAAUGAACGUAUACAAAGUUUGAAGUCAGUAUCUGAAAUGUUUAUUGAUUUAUGGCUGAUCAAAAAUUUCCCGAUUUUAGCGUUUCAGCUACCUUAAAUUUCACUUCCGGUACAACAUCUAACUUUGAAACCUCUUAAAAUCUUUUGUAUUUGUCCUAUUACUCUGCCAUUUCGCAUUAUAAACCUUUGUGGGAUGGACAAUCUAAAAACAUAUUUCAAAUAUGAUAAAGUAGCAGUAUACGCAAUAUUUUUGCCAAUAAAUUACGACAUCCAGUUUUCACAAGUUUUUGACGUCAUCGUUUCAGGGCAAAUUUUCGUCAUGUCUCUGACCAAUUAUGAGGUUGUGGUGUAUGUCAUGUGAAAGAACACACUUCAAACUAUCAGAAAACACUAAUUGAAGCAUUUGCAUAUGACAGAGACAAAUUGCAGCUAAGGUUCAAAAAACAUAAUUUAUAAGACAUUUUUCUGGCAUUGAAAAUAUAUAAUAAAUAAAUAUGGAAACAUUUGUUAUACUGAUGAAUAUAGCACACACAUUCUAUCUUUGCAUCUAUUUUGAGCUGUGGACCCUCAAAGGUUUAAUUUGGUUAGAAAUUUUGCAUUUAUGUUCCUGCAGUCUUGUGCAUCAAUAGUAUAUGUUCGACCCGUUGCAGUUACAGGAGUCUGAACUUGACAAAUUACAUCUGUUAUAGGUACCCAGCAUACAUCAGGUCUGUGUGGCCAACGAAAACUUCUUGCUAGUCCAGGCAGGUGUAGGAAGUUGAUCUUCACGUCUUGUUCCACUUUGUUAACCUCCUCCACAACACCAAUCCACCACUUCUCAUCGUAUCUGCAUGCGACAUACUCAUUAAGACGUAUGGCUUCUGUGGUGAUGUCUGGCUCUCCGGUGAUAUUGAAUGAACCCGUCAGGGCUCUCAGAAUUAUUCAGAGUAGGUGUCUGUUUUGAUAAAGUAGACGGCUGUAGGGAGGGGACGGUCUAGUUAGCCUUAAAGUCAUCCAAAUUAAUUAGGUACAUUGAUUAGAUAGCAACACAGCACAAAUUAUGAUGUACAGUAUAUCACUACUUUCAUUUUUGAACAAGAUUUAUUAUAAGAUGGCAAAGAACCAAAUCAUUUUUACGAAAUAGUACGUCGUUUUCGAAAAUAACCAGGCUAUACCUGUAAAUUAGUAUAGACCAAGUUGAGGAAAAUAACUUUGCUUGAAAGCUUAGAGUGGAGGAACGAGAGCAGAAUUGAUGUUUCAAGUACUAAACAAAGUAACCGGCGGUAUUUAAACCUCGUGCCACCCGCCGGAGCUCCGGUGGCCGCCGGGUAUUUUGAAAGCCCUGAAAUGCAUCAUCUUCUUCCGUACGUUUAUAUGCAAUGACAUUCGUACUUACUGGUAUAAAUAAAUGGUAACUUCUCCUUCCAGGUAUGGUGUGACCCAUGGCAGAUCGUUCCUUUAAUUCAGCUCUAACAUCUUCCAUUCUUUCCUUCGAAAUAUAAAUAAUUCUAUGCCGGGGAUGUUUGUCUUACAAAAGGCCAGCAUUGAAGAUACAUCCAAAAUUUGUUCCGAGUAAGGCCGUUGUAAGCUUGCUUGUACCGUUAAUCUCGUGAAUCUCGUUAAUCUCUUUCACGCCCCUCAUGGAAAUCAGCUUCGGUUGACGGGUCAGCGUGUUUAAAUAAAGUUUAUCUAUCUGUACCUCCAAUGCCGUCACAUGGUGAUUUGCCAUGACUUGUCGCAAAGAAAACCCAAGUUGCGUCAAUUCCAAAAUCCACUUUGUGUCGACACAAAUUUAACAUGUUCUUGUAGUUUUUGUAUUGGGCUGCACAUCCGUCAGAAAAAUACUCAACUUCAGUUAAGGUCGGCACUGUUUCUUUUAGAAUCUUAAGUAAUUCGCGUUAGAUCUCAUAAACAAAUUCAGUAUCAUGUUCUAGAUAGUCUGAAAUAAAACAACGAAUUUUGGGCAAGUUUACCGUUUGCUUUGUAGUAACCAACGGCAGGAUGCAAAGUACAAUAUAAUUUACUCCAGUGAAAUGAUUGAAUCUCGUCCUGUACCACGAAAGUAUAGUUUUCUGCAAAAUCUCCAAGAACUAACGCGUAAUCAUCUGGACGUCAUUCCUUUCUUCGCUUGAGGUAUUUGGUCUGACAUUUAGAAAUAUAGGAAUGUGACCUUAUGUUAUCAGUAGCCUCAACCAGCAACUCUAUAAAUUUGUCAACGCUCAAAGUUUGCGUAACCAUCAUCGAGCGAUCAGUAGUUUGCCAUUGUUGAAAUGUGACCUCUUCAUGUUCUUCCAGCCGUGUUUCAAGGUAUUCGCGUAGAAAAUCUGUCCCUGGACAUUUGUUGCACCUGUGAACCAUACAAGUUUUACUGUCACAGUCUGUGACCUGUCUUUGUGGCAUUAACUAAAAGUUUGGCGUUUUGGUGAAUUGUGCAUACGCAAACAGAAUGCCUGGCACUUGAGCCAACUGUAACGCACCAUUUUUGACGCAAUACAAAAUUUAGAAAACCCAAUCUUUACUUUACUUUACUUCUUUACUGGGUUUUUUUCUUUGAAGAGUACAUGCAUCUCUUUCAGGUUGCAUAAAAACGAUCGCUUUUGCUUGUGCACAUUCCGUUUAAUGCUCACAAAGUCCUUUUUACCUGGCAUUAAUACGCGAGUGUGCGUCAUCUUCAAAGAAUAACUGGAUUUUGUCUGUUGUGCUUGCUGGAAGAGGUUUACCACGGUUUUCCCCCUCCUGAAACCAGUUAUCUGCACAUAUGAUGUUUUAUGGCAAUCUCCUGGAUUUACACCAAAACAAAAAAAUGCAAUUAAUACUAUGUUCACGCAAUAACUUUUAUAAUUCCUUUACUUGUCACUCGAUGUGAAUUUUAACUAUAACACAGUUGUAUUAGACGCUACAUAUUUACCUUAUGAUUUACGACAUGUGAUUGAUGCUAUUGCUAUAAAUUUACAUUUCUAAAGAUACUAUACUAGUAUUUCACUGGAAUACGUAUUAUUGGUGGUCAAUACAGGACUCAUAAACUUAUUUAGCAUAUAAAUGGACCUUUCACCUUUUGACUAAAAUUUAGAUCUCAACAAGUGUACACAAAAACAUCACAACUUGAAAGAGCAUCACAAAAUUAGUAAUAUUCCAAAGUUUCGUUGCAAAAUGUUGUAAAAUGCGGAUAAUAUAGCCUUGCGAAGUUUGCCGUUUUUCAGUCAUUUUGUAUUACAAAUGGGAAAUACAGGGUGUAUCAAAAAAAGUAAGACAAUUUUGAAAUUGCUCUCAAUUCCACAAUUCUGUUCAUGAAAUGUAAUUUUUGCUAUAUAUGGAUUGCUUGAGUUCUUAAAUUAUGGAAAAUAUAAAAAUUUUUGAAAAUAAUAAAUUUUGCUAUCCAGGGGGGUGGUCAACUUUUGCUCCCCUAAAAGUGGCUUGCGCACGGAAAUGACAAACGGUAUUCUUUAUUUGAGUUCAUGUAUGAAAAGUUCGCUAUUUGUUGCAUUUAUGAUAAAAUUUCGGCAGGAUUUUACCGAGUACAAAUCCUCCGAAAAGCCUAUGAAAACGUUACAUUUUUCUCUGUUGGUGCUGUUCUUGCUUCAUUAUGAAUUCAUUUUUACUCCCAUGAGAGUUCCAUGGAAUUUCCAUGGAAUUUGUGCUUUCGAGUUGUUUGUGCUGAAACGCAUUUUCUCGUAUAAUACCCCGUACACUUUGAAAUGGCGAUGCCACAAUGUACCCCGCAGCACUAAACUUGGUUCGCCAAAGUUUCACGAAAGAAUAUCCAGAUGUACGAUGCGAAUACGUGAAGGUUUCAAAGUUAGGUGUUGUACUGGAAGUGAAAUUUAAGGUAGCUGAAACGCUAAAAUCGGAAAAUUUUUGAUCAGCCAUAAAUCAAUAAACAUUUGAGAUAUUGACUUCAAACUUUGUAUACGUUCAUUUCUUACCUAUGUUUACGGAUGAUAAAAAAAUUAGCCAAAUCCAAAGUGGUGGGUUACAACCUCUGAUGAUUUGACAUGGAAUGACCCUGGGCUGGGAAAAAUAGGGGGGUGGGUUACUAUUUUUGAGCACGGUUGAAGGGGUGGGUCAUCGAAAGUUAAGUGCAAUCAUAAGGGUGGGCCAUGUAAAAAUAUGCAGAAAUUGUUUUAUGGGCAUGUGUAUUAAAAUUCAUAUCAUAAAAUAGAAAUAAAACGUAAUCUGGAUCCAUGUGUAAAAUUUAUACCGCAAACGUUAACCUCAAACUUAAAAGCUGAAUUUACUAUCUUGGCUAAGGUACGUUAGUAGUGGCUAACUAAUUAAUUUUCUGAUAAUCAUUAUUGCUAAAUGUCACGAGCUUGGUGUACGAUGUUUAUUAUGUAACAAAAUUAGUGUAAUUUCUAUGAGAGCAUAGUUAAAUCACAAUCAUCGUUAGCGGUUUGGCGUUAGCUGUAAAUGUCAAACUAAAGGUCUCUAAUUAUGGGAAAGAAACUGCAUAAUGCAGUAUGCAUGGGAAGUUCCAUGCAAAGAAAGGCAUUUCUGUAUUUAAUUCAGGGCCUCUUUUAACAUAUACAGUAGACUGGGGAGGACAUGUCCCCCCAGCCCUCUUACUGGUCCCUCCAGUUGGUAAUUUUGUCCCCCCCCUCCCCUGUGAGGUUCCUAAGAACUACCUGCAGUAGGUUGUAACCAGCAAUUAUGUACACCAAAGUGAGAAAACGAUGUUAAGUUGUUAACCAUCAUCUAACUAUGAGUCAACCGAGUCAAUUGACUCGCUAGGCCAGAAUUUGGGGACUGAAAUUUAAUUAGUAAAAACAUAUUGCCAGAAACCUAAACCAUGACUGAAAUAAUUUGCUCGUGCAGAAAGGCAUGAAAUGGCUUUUUAGGACGAAACUCUAGUUUAGUUUUUCCAAGCAAAGAUAUUCCAAAGAGACCACCCUAUCUUGCUCUUCAGUGACACUGAGAAGAAGAAUGUGUCGAUUUCAAGUACCCCAAUACAUGUACUGUAGAAUUUGAAGUGUGGUGAAUGAUAAUACUAUACCACACACAUAUUUUAAUUACCGCAUCAUCACACCAUGUUGCCUUAAUGGGGCUGGAUUACAUUUGGGAGACUGUGAAACUGUAGUAAUUGUGUCACUGUUUAUGAGGUUAAUUUGUUGUUAAAAAACUCCUCAAAAUGCAGGAAAUAGCUUAUCUGAGCUUCAAGAAAUCCAAAAUUUUCUGGGGGGCAUGCCCCCAGACCCUCUAGAAGCUCGCACCUUCUGUGGUCAACUCGGUUGUCUCAGAAUCCUAGUUACAGCCUGAUCUGCUGCCCUAGCUAUGACGUAUACUUAUCAGUUAAACCAUGCAUAUAUAUAUGCUGGUAGCUGCAGUGAUACAGACUUGCCGACUGGAACUUCUCCAGGUCCCCCGCUAAAUAUGUCUGUCCCCUCCAGUUACACAUCCUUAAAGGAGGCCCUGAAUUUUAAUUGCACCAUUUGAAUAUAGCUAUUGAGUAUUGUAACAGAAUUAUUUGGCAACAGAAAAAUAGAAUGCUGGUAUCUUUUGCCUUUCUGAAAGGGUGGGUCAUAAUUUUCCAACACCAAUUUAAGGAUGGGCAACAAAUUUCCGUGCCGCUAUUAAGGGGUGGGCUCCCAAAAGUGCAGACCCCAAAUAUAUGAUUUUCCCAGCCCCCCUUUUACUUUAUGAUCGGUCCCUAAUGCAAGAUGUAUGUUUGCACUUAUCAAGGGAGGAAUACUGACACUCAAUGGGUUAGUCAUAGUAUCAUACUAUCUGUCUAUGUCUCUGGUUAAUUAACCCAUUAAGUUCAUUGUGCCCUGAUUAAUGCACCCUACUGUACAAUUGAACCUGUAUUAAGUAGUCACCAUAUUGGGGGUUUUGCAAAUGAUUAAUACAGGGUGAGCACUUAAUGCAUGUCUUAUGCAAAAAUACAUGUAUCUUGCACAUCUUACGUGUCAUUUAAUAUUUACAGGAUAAUAUACAGUAUAUCAAUAAGUAUUUGCAGGAUAAUAUAUAUCAAAUGAAUGGUGUUAUUGAGACCUUUUGAAAACAAGAGAACAACUGGACAUAAGAACAAAUACAAAAUCACUGUGGAAAAUAGUCUUUGAUUUUUGUUUGUGUGGGAACUUGUGGAGGACAAUAAACAAGGAUGGCACAGAAUGAGCCUGGUUGUUUCCACAUCAUUUUUACGGCUGUUAAACAGCCCCAAAAGCUUGCUCUUGAAUUGAGUUUUGAAACUAUAUUAUAAGAUGUAUAUGAUGUCAAGUUGCUCCCUGGUGGAGUAAAUUAACCCAAUGAGUGGGAGCACUCUACCCUAGAGGAGUAAAAGUGUCUAGUACAUGUUAGCAGAAUAAAAUAUCAGGUUAUACAGUAGGACUCAUCAGGAUGCCACUUACUGCAAAGGGUUACAUGUACCUGGUAAGUGUUCAGCUGGGCACAUUGCCACUUAAAGGAUUAAGUAUCCACUGAUAACUAUAGCAUCUACAUGUACGCAAGAUGAUAUUAAAUAAAACAAGUUCUGAAUAGAUGCCUCUUGCAUAUCCAAAUUUUUUAUCAAAAUACAAACAUUUGUUUUGAUUUUUAAUCUGUAUCUUAGAUUUUCAAGAUCUAUUUGCAAUUAAUGUUUCAGUUUACAACAAAUGCGAGUUGGCAAAUUGCAAUCUAAUGAAUGUUCUUUUUAAGUUGCUUGUACCAGUCGUUCGACUAUGAAAACAUCUGCAAGUCCAGUGUCUAAUCAAAAGUGCAAUGAAAUAUUGUCGGAGAGUGAACUAUCAGCAUUUGUUAAAGAUGAAAACAGCAUUUGUGAAAUUGAUGAUGAUGACUGGGGAGAUUUUGAUGAUAUUGACAAUUUUAUAUCUGAGGUAUACUGUACAUCCUCUACUAUAUAAGUAGUCCUUUCCUCUACAAUUACCCUGUAUCUUUAAUAAAUGUUCCGCCAAUGUGGAUUAUAAUGAUCUGCAAUUGGCUAUUUCCCAAACAAUUAAAACACUAAAUGGCUGAUUAAUUAUAUUCUGUACAGAUAUGUUGACCGAUCAGAUACUGUAGAGUACAUAGUUUUCUGAGUACUGUUCAAAAAGCAUGCAAGAACAAUAACACAAUGUUUUAUUCACGACAGACUUCACUCUGACGGGCAACAAAAGUUUAUGGUACCAAGUUUAUCAGACAUGUAUGUAGAAAAUUCGACAAGAAUAGGGACCAAGAACGUUUGUGUUGCAUGGAUUGUUGCUUACCAAGUGUGAUCAGUCAUGAUUGGUCAUGCGGGAAGUGUCAGCAUGACCAUUCAGUGUAAAUAUUGAAAAGCUGGCUGACCAUUUUUGACCAAUCCGGAGCAACUGCAUGCUUGAGCAGAUAUUUUUCAGACCUAAGCAAAAUUGUUAUAAUCCCCACUCAUGCCCUCUAUAAUAAGCUGCUUUCCCUAUAUGGACUCUUCUCUAAUAAGCCUCAUCUCUAAUAACCCACUUUCCAAUUAGGCCUCCUCUGUAGUAAUGCCCACCUCUCUUAUAAGUAAGUUGCUUCUUUUAAGCCCUCCUCGCUAAUCAGCCUUCCCUUGAAUUACCCUGUGUCUAAUAAGCCCUCUCUGUCUCUAUUAAACUUCUAUCAGUAAUAAUCCUUCCUAAUGUUCCCAUCUCUAAUAAACCCCCUCUAAGAUGCCACCUCUCUAAAAUGCUCCCUCUCUAAGAUGCCCCCUCUCCAAAUAGCUCCCUUUCUAAUUAGCCCCUUCUCUAAUAGGCCCUUCUCCAAUAUACCCAUCGUCAAUACGGCCCUUCAAUAAGCCCCCUCUCCAAUAAGCCCCCUCUCCAAUAAGCCCCCUUUCCAAUAAGCCCCCUCUCCAAUAAGCCCCCUCUCUAAUAAGCCCCCUCUCCAAUAAGCCCCCUUUCUCCAAUAAGCCGCCUCUCUAAUACGGUUUUGAUAGUGCUAAACAAUUAAAAUAUGAAGUAUUGAAUAAUUUCAUGGAGGGAUAGCAUAUUGCUGCUUGGAUACUGCUUAAAAAAUCCUGAUUUAGGCCCCAGUUGCACGAUACCGGAUUCGCAUCGGAGCGACAUCAAAUUUUACAGUUUCAAGUUUUUGCACUCAAAAUUAUGAUAAUAUAACAGAGUUAGUCAAAAACCUGAAAUAUGAAAAGUUGUAUGAGGCCGAAAAGUGCUCGACUCGCUCCGAUGCGAAUCCGGUAUCGUAUAACUGGCGCCUUAUAGCACUGUCAUGCAGUUUAACAUUGUAUUUGGAGAGUAAUCUAAAGUGCUGUAAUUAUAUUUGUUAGGUUGAUGUGGAUGAAUUAUGUAACAGGAGCAUGCAAGACAGCAAUCAGAGCUCAUCUCCACCAGACGUACCUUCUAGUAAGUUCAGUUAUUAUACAUUCAAAUUUUAUUCUAGUCCAUGAUUGGUCAGGAAUGCCCGGCUGAUUCUCCGCCGGAGUUCGGGCCAAAAGUUGUUAUUGCUUGCUGUAGAACCUAAAUCCCCAGUGUAGCUUGUAGAAGAUUUGCAGCUCUUUUAAAAAGGAAAUUAGACUUACCAAAUUUACCAAACCAAGAAAGAUAAAUUGAGUUUUGAACUUUGUGCACAAAGUUUUUUCCAAUCACAUAGAGUAUAUUUACCAAUAUUAAGGCCCAUUUCCACUUGAGAAAAUUUCCCACGGACAAAGGAUUAUCCGAAAAUAUCAUUGUUACUGUAAAACUUGAAAAUUUUCAACUUUCCAUGCGAAAAAUUUGUAUCAGUCAAUCACAUUUUACAAAAUUUUCUUUCUGCGGUAAAUUUUCCUGAGUGAAAAUGGGCCUUGUGAAGUUAGUUCUUUGCAAAUAUUUGAAAUCAAUAUGAUGAACAUCACAGUUACGAUAUAUAUAACCUCGUAUAUAAAUAUAACUAUUGUGAAUCACAACGAAGGCAUGAACCUUAUAUCAACAUAUCAACAAGGCGAAUACUUUUCGGUUGUCUGACGUAUAUACCGGCGAUGCACCCCCUAAAUAACAUCAUAAAUCAAAACACACCCAUUUUAGUCGACUCUUAAGCGCUGUCGCCCUUGAAGAGUAAAAUUGUCUGGUAUUAGACAGUGUGUAUAAAUAAAGUAUAAAUAAAGCAAGGCGCAAUGCAACUUAAUGGGUUAAUAUUGUUAAAGCAUGAAUAUGAGCAUACUGUAAUGUGGGCAUCUAUAUAUACUCCAUAUAGAACUAAUUGUAGAAUAGUUUUGUACAGUAGAUGGGAAUUUCGAGUAUAAUUUUAUACAUUUAUUUAGACCUAACCAGGAACAGUUGCGAAAAAUGCAACUAAAGUAUAGGCCCUCUAGUAAGAAUCGAACUUGUGGCCCUGCGAUUCCGGUGCAGCGCUCUAACCAACUGAGUUACAGAGGCCAGUUGUCGAGCUUUAACCACAAAUUCAUGUAUCAGUAUAUACUGUUUGUUCAUGCAAUGUAAGGUCGCAACUGUACCUAGUUAGGGCUAAAUAAAUGUAUAAAAUUUAUACACUCGAUAUUUCCAUCUACAAAUUUACAUUAUUUUACACAUUAUAUCAUUAAUCAGCUGACUCUCCAUUGGGGCUUUUCAGUUACCGAUUAUACAUGAAUGUUACUUACUUAUUUACGUUAUUGUUACUUACUUAGCCUAGACUAUUUAUCUUUUACAACCAUUGAUAUAUUACUUUCCCAACUGUGUUCAUCUUAACCCACCCUGCCAACUUGCCCUGUGGGAGGAAACAGGAGCACCCGGAGAAAACCCACUACUUUCGGCAGAGCGUUGUCUGACUCUCUUCACAUGAGUCCGUAGUGAGAAUCGAAGCCACGAUCUCAGAGGUGAAAGACGCUUGCUCUGACGAUUGCGUCACCGAAGCCCGUUCUAAUAUUAUCAAUGACGUUUUACAGGCCCAGAAGAAGAGAAACCAGAAGCAAAAUACACAGAUUUUCUCAAGACAUACUUUGGUCAUUCUAACUUCAGACCGUAAGUGCUAUUGAUCGUGCUAAUGCUGCAUUGUAUAUAUUAUACCAUUGAUAUUCACGGCUCACAUCAGUUUUACGCGCUUCUGGUAAGUACAUUUUCCGAAGAAUUUUCAACAAUGCGUUGCUUUUGACAUUUCAACACAUUCGGGAAGUGUACUUGCCAAAACCAAGCGUAGAAAGGCCUGUUAGAUGGCGUGAUGGCAGUUGAUCGUUGUAUAGUAAUUAUAAACCACUUUUAUUCACGGUAAAGUUAACGGUUUCAGCUCUGACAUGCACACAUCGAAAUAUUUUCCUCAGUGAGCUUCUCAGUGAGUGUCUUAAUGGAACUUAAAAUUGAUGUACGGAUAUUGUUUCGCAAAGCCUGGUUUCCAUAUGGUCGUAAUGGUCGUAAAAAUAGACUCACGAUCUUUCUCAACGGCCAGUUUAUGUACUGCUUAAUAAACGAGCAGGAGUGUUUUAUUAGGUUUAAAGCCACCAGCGCGCAGCGCGAUUGGCUUUAGACAUAAUAAAACACGACCUGCGAGUUUAUUAAACGGCUUCAAACACGACUACAAAUUCAAUAGAUAUGCUGCAUAUUAGUAUUCUUUACAGUAUAUAAAAAUACUAAUCAGGACACGACUACAAUAGAUACUGCCUUAUUAGUAUUCUUUAUAUAAAGAAUACUAAUUAGGAGUGUUUUAUCAGGUUUAAAACCACUGCACGUGACAUACUAUGGUUGACAUGAUUUGCCAAUAAGCUUAUGAAUUAUUAAUGAGUGUUUGAAAUGGAGAAUAGUACAUGGAUGCGCGGAAAUACCAGAUUUAUUUCGAGUGUUGAACAUGAUAUUUAUUAUAUAAAGGACAGUCUUUGAAAAGCGAUAAUUUUUACAGAAAAGCGAUAAUUGAAAAGCGAUAAUUUUCACAUGUGAGAUUAUCAUAAAUAAUCUCACAUGUGAGAUUAUCACUUUUAUCAGUGCUCGAAAUCGCUAUAAAGCACUAUGCUUUAUAUAAUAAAAUAGUUUAUUCAGUAUACAAUACUUGUGAAUCACAUAUAGAUCAUAAGUAUUCUCUAGUUACUGUAUAUUAAUUAUAUCUGCGCAUUUUCAGUUCUAAAAUGUUGUAUUUCGGCUGAUGUGAAAGAUUGUGACUCGAUCUUUACGACCGUUACGACCAUAUGGAAACCAGGUUUUAACGGUUUCAGCUUUGACACACAUCAAAAUAUUUCCCUGAGCGAGCUGGAACUUAAAAUUGAUGUACAGUAUACGGAUAUUGUUUCGUAAGGCCUGGAUCAAACGAGAAUGAGAGUUGGCAGUCACGCGAUCUUGGUUAGUUGGAACACUCAUCUAACCUCUAUUUUGUUAAUCUAGAGCUUGUCCCUUGUAACACUGCGUGACUAUCAACUCACGGUUUGACCGAGGUCUAAAGCUAUUUCGAUAGCGUGAUACAUACCUGACUCUGUACUAUAUCGUUGUAUCUUAAGGUAGCGAGCAUAGGUACAAACCAAGGCACAAUUCUGGCUUUGUGUUUAGAGUACAUGUAUCACUAUUGAAUCAGGUGUCUUUAUGACCUAUUUUAGGAUGCAGUGGAAAAUAAUUAGUUCAAUUAUUGAUAAGAAAAGAGAUGUCUGUGUGGUCAUGUCUACAGGUUAGUGCAACGAGCUAUACCCAGGGACCGGUAACAUUGCAAGGCUGUAAAGAGAAUCUUAGCAAAACCAGAAAACCGGUCUAAAUACCUACUAAUCCAGUUUUUACAAACAUGUUCUAAUUUGCACUGCAUAUAUCUGUACAAAGGAAUAUAAAAUUUAUUAGCAAAAUGUUUAACAUUUUGAGUCAAAAUUUGAUCCAUAUUUGAGCUCUCUCAAGAAGAGGUGCAUGAAUAUUCUGGGGAUCGUGCAAAACGAUCGUCGGGGAUCCCUCUAUGUAUAUUCCUGGUAUAUCGAUAAGGUCAUGGCAGGAUCUAGUCUGUGCAUGUAACACCUUAUUGUAAGUUCUGUGACACAGGUUAGGCAGGAACUUAACGAGGAUUUUGCAAACAUAUUGACUGAUUCGAAAACUAGCUAACACAGUUUUGCAUUAUUUUAUAUUUCAUGCUGUACCAGGCUAACAAAUAUUUUUUCAACAAAGGUUGUCAUGUAAGGCAAAGUGUACAAGUUUAAGAUUGAAAACAAUCCAUGCAAGCGAACUUGUAACCCUUUGAAAUGUACAAAAACGGACCAAAACGACGCUAGUCAGGCUGGUACGGUAAAUUAGCAUCAAACGUCGGUGUUUUUUACAUUCAAUUUCUCAAAGAGAAUACAUGGAAUUAUAUUAUUUUAUCCUUUGUGAAACUUUUACUCUUGAUGUACAGUUUUCUAUAAGGCGGCAGUGAUUACCAUGGUUGAAAUUAAUUUUAAGAGAAAUUGAAGGACAACCGCCUUUCGAAUCGGCCAGUGCCCUAAAUUGCAAGAUCCUAAAGCCGGUGUUCCACUAGGUGCAAUAUUGCGUGCAGAGCGAAGUCUUUCUUUGUCUUGUGAUUUCUCGGGUGGAACAAAUUACAAAAGACAAAGAAAAAUUGCGCGAGGGCGCAAAAUUCCGUCUAAUGGAAAAACCUGCUUAAAGGACAUUGGCAGUAAAAAAUUAAUUUGUCUCAUUCAAAAUACUGUAACUGUUAAAAUUAUGUAUUAAACUCUAUUACCGAUUUGUCGUAUCUUGUUUAGCUCUCGAAAUAUUUAGCCCGAAAUUAAUGAGCUGGGGCCGGUUGUACGAAGGUCGGAUAGUGAUAUCCACCGGAUAGUGAUUAUUUCAACCUUUGUAAAAUGCUUGAAAAACUGUGAAACUACGGAUAUAGACGACACAAGAAGUAUAAAAAACAUUCAACUUACAAGCAACGACUGAUUUAACAAAGCUUGAAAAAAUCACUAUCCGGUGGAUAGCGCUAUCCGGCCUUCGUACAACCGGCUCCUGUCCGCCAUCUUGGACUUAUUCUUUACCUCAUUAACUAUGGUUUUGAUGACGUCAGGAGUUGGGUUUAUCAUAUAAAACCACUCUAAAAUGACCGAGUAACAAUCCAAAAUUGUUUGAAAUGUUUUUAAUCAUUUCUAAAUUUCAGACAGCAACCAGAAACGAAGGUUUGGACCCAUAUUGAUCGUGACCCCUCUCUUGACGUAACAUGUAUAUCCUCUAUAAUCCAAGAUGGCGAAUAGCUCACUUUUUUCAGUCGAAAUAUUUUGAAAAUUAAGCAAGAUAUAAACAAUCUGUCAUAGUGUUUAAUACAGUAUAUAAUUUUAAGAAUUUUUUCAAAUCAACCGAACUUUAUUGCCAAUGUUCUUUAAACGAUAUUACUGGAUCAUUUUUAAGAUUUUUUAUCAUGAAUGUCUUUGGUACGUGUAGGUUAUGGUAAAAGUCUAUGUUAUCAAUACCCUGCUAUUUAUACUGGAAAAACUACAAUUGUUGUCUCGCCACUUAUCUCGCUGAUGCAAGAUCAAGUACAGAAACUGGAGUAAGUACAGUAUAUCAACGCUGGAUAGUUUUCUCAGAUUUAAACCGUUCAUCCUUUCAUUUAUAAUUUAUUUAACUUUAUAACUACGGUAACAAUUACAAGAUUAAGACUAAAAUACGCAGUAAGGAGAGGCUAGCAACCCAAGCCAAGCCAAGCCCAUGAUCUUUAGCCCAAGGUCAAAAACAAGGCAAGCUUUCCUACGAGCACACAUUACAUUUAUAUAUAAAAAAGAAAAACAAGGACAAGAAAGAAAAAAGAGAAAUAGAGCUAGAAACAGCUGUGACAUGCUGAUGAUUAGAUUGUUUGUGACAUUUUGUGCACAUAGUACGCCAAGUGCAUGUAAAUGUCAUGGAUUUUAAAUCUUGCUGUAAAACAUUCAACUAAGUAUUUUCGAAGUGAUAUUUUAAACGAGUUUGUUGAGGUCCAGUAUAAGGGCCAAGCUUUCAUUGGCAGGGAUGCAACUACCUGAAAAUAUAAAGAGAAUUUCGUCGUUUCAAGCGAAGGCCCUUCUGAGAGUUAUCCCUCCAGAGUUAAGCUCAUCGCCAGUGCUAAGGGCCAAGGAUUUGGAAAUUAGCGGAAAACAUUUUAAAAAGAAUUUCACAAAUCAGAUUAGUGUUAAGUUGCUCAACUUAAUGUGUGUGAUAUCUAUUAUACUGUACUUUAAUUUGCCAAUAAUAUAAUUAUGAACUGUGAACUCAAUAUGUGUGUUGUUACAUUUAUUUUUUGCCAUUUCUUAAUAUCACAAAGACCAAAAAUAUAUACUGUUGUUUUUGGUGUUACUCUGAGUGUACAUCCACACCGGGCAAGCUGAAAAGAUUGCUUGACCACGGUGGUAAUCGAACCCGUGACCGUUGGGAUACUAGUCCAAUGCUCUACCAACUGAGCUACGAGUCAAGUCGGUUCGAGUUUGUAAUAUUUCGGAACAGAGUCUAGUUCCUUGAACUUCCUUCGAUAUUGACCUCGUAGCUCAGUUGAUAGAGCAUUGGACUAGUAUCCCAAAGGUCGCGGAUUUGAUUUCCACCGUGGUCAGGCAAAUUUUUUACUGUAGCUUGCCCGGUGUGGAUGCACACUCAGAGUAACACCACAAACAUGAUCAUAUUCACCUGAGACCAACACACACAAAAAGUACAGUAUAUACUGCAUGUAUAAUGUACUGUUGCUGUAAUUACUGUUCUUUAUAUUUUGUUUCAAAUUUCAAUAUCUAUCUGCUAUCUGACCAGAUUAGCCCAUAAGUGAUUAUUUGAAUCAGACUGUUACACUCGUUGUUUUGUUACUGCAACUUAAGUUUAUGUAAUUUUCUGAGUGAAAUAAAGGUUAGAACUCAAAGUCAGUUCAGACCAUCCCGACAAUUUUAGGAAGAUUGGAAAAAUCACUGUCAGGCCUUCGUACGACGCUUCGUUGAGUAAUCAGAAUAAUCCAGAGUGAAUUGUUUUUUACAGAGUGUUCAAUAUACCUGCAUGUUACCUUGGCUCAGCUCAAUCUAACCAUGUCUCAUUGAAAGCUGGUGUUAUGAGGUAUGUAUCAUGUAUUAUUUUGUAUAAUACACCGUUCCAGGAAAGUGCGUCACUUCAGUUUUCGUGUAUGUGAUAAUAGUUAAUAGUUAAAAGCAUCAAUCCCGAAAACGAGGCUCAAUAUAGUCCACGUGACGUACUGUACUUUCCGAAAGCGUGCAUUAGUAGAAAAUUGAAAAGACACGAGAUAUUUCCACCAAUACACAUGCAGGGCGUUCAAAAUAAGCUGGCGGCCACCGGAGCUCGGACGGGUACCAUGAGUCUAUAUUGUUUAUAGUACUUGAAAUAUCAAUUCUGCCACCAUUCCUCCACUAAGCUUUCAAACAAAGUUAUUUUUUCCCCAACCUGGUCGGACUACUUUAUAGCCGGGUUAUUUUCCAAAACGACGGACUAUUUCGUAAAACUGAUUUGCCAUCUUAAAUGUUGAAGUUAUCUUGUUGAAGAAUGAAAGUAGCGUUAUAAUUUGUUUACAAAGCUCAGUUUUGUUGUGUUGUUAUCUAAUCAAUAUUACACUGUCUAUUUAAUUCGAAUGACUUUAAGAUUUCCUAUACCGCCCCUCCCCACAGCUGCAUGCCUGCUUUUUCAACACAGCCACCAACCGAGUAAUUCUGAAAGCCCCAAUAUAUCUAUUUCAGAGGUGAAUAUCGGAUUGUGUAUGUCACUCCAGAAUAUAUUACACUGGAUACUGAAUUUCUUCCAAAUGUGCAAAAAAAUGUUGGUAAGUUUAAAAUUACAAUUAUGAUUACUACCUGAUUUGCCAAACAUUUAAAAUAUUGAAAUAGGGAUGGAAUGCUAGAGACCGUUUUAUAGAAAUCACAUUGUUCGGUGACAAUUAGCCUUUCUCACGGCCGAUUUUCCCGCCAUUUUGGGGUGCUGCCUCUCGCACGUUUGAGAGACUCCGCACCACGAAAUACAACUUUUUAGUAUUGUAAUUGUUUGUAUAAUUGCAAAUGUACAAUUACAACUUUUAAAAGUGGCUUUUCGCGUUUGAAUUGUCUAGAAUCUUUCACGAGGGCAGACAGUACCCCAAACAUGGCGGAUUUUGGCCUUCACGAGAAAGGCUAAUUCGUCUUGUGACUGGCGACGUAUAUUCGCCUCCAUCUCAAGGGAUGGAGGUAAAUUUCCUAAGGGGGGGGGGGGAUUUUCUGUGAUACUGGACAUGUCCGGCCGACUCGGCCACUGAUAAUUUUUUUGUCUCGCAGUUAAGCGUUUUUUUACGACAAUCCAUCUACUUUUGAUAUUCAUCGACCAUGUGCACAUGACAUGUGGCUCACAAUGAUGAAUAUAUUUCUUAUAUUGGAUAUUUUCCCCAUGCAUUAAUCCGUUGUGUGAUUGAACGACACAGUUAAAACGUAUACAAACGCUAUCAAAGGAAAUGCGUAACAGAUGAUUAGAAUAUAAAUUUGCCAAGUAUAAAUUUGCCAAGUAUCGAAUUUUUCUGGAAUAACGGUAUAAUACAUAAAAUUAUCAAUAUUAUCAAGUCGUGCCUGACAGAAAAGUGUCUUGUGCGGUUGACACCGAUAUAUAUAUAUAUAGCGGCCGGUGUUGGUAUUAGAGAGGUGUGCGUAUUAGAGAGGUGUGCGUAUUAGAUAGGUGUGCGUAUUAGAGAGGUGUACGUAUUAGAGAGGUGUGCGUAUUAGAGAGGUGUGCGUAUUAGAGAGGUGUGCGUAUUAGAGAGGUGUGCGUAUUAGAGAGGUGUGCGUAUUAGAGAGGUGUACGUAUUAGAGAGGUGUGCGUAUUAGAGAGGUGUGCGUAUUAGAGAGGUGUGCGUAUUAGAGAGGUGUGGAUAUUAGAGAGGUGUGUGUAUUAGAAAUUGGACCAUGUUAUUGAGGUGUGCGUAUUAGAGAUAUAUGUGUAUUGGAAAUUGUAAAUGUGGCCACGUGUGUGUAUUAGGGAGGUGUGUGUGUGUGUGUGUGUGUGUGUGUGUGUGUGUGUGUGUGUGUGUGUGUGUGUGUAUUAAAGAAGUGUUGUUCUCAGAGAGGCGACGUAAGGAGAGCUUCAACAGUAACUUUGUUUUGUCAGGUAUCGUAUGUGUAGCUAUUGACGAAGCACAUUGCGUCUCACAGUGGGGCCACGACUUCAGAGUGUCUUACAGAAACCUUGGAAAUAUUAAAACUAAUUUACCUGAUGUAUGUACAUGUUUUUUUUAUUGUUUGUUUUUAUACUGAUUUUACUGCAUUUGAUAUUCCAGUAAUUUCAUCAAUUUUACUAUAGCAACAUGCUUUACUCGCAAUAUGCUUAUAGCAAGCUUGCAUGUCAACAAGUUGUAAUAAUGCCGCUAUUUUAUCAAGCUGCUACAAGCUUGUCAAAAAACGCCCCAAAUAGAAAAAAUCCCAAACUUGACCGUCUGUAAUUGCCGUAAUGUAUACUUUACCCAGUCCGUGCAAGGGUUUAUGGGAAUUGACUGAACUAUAUAUAGGCCAACACGACAGUUUCUCGUCAGCAUUUUACUCCAACCCUAUAGCUGACCUGGUGGUAGCUUUAUUAAUCUCACAAAUCUUUCGAUCCAUCAUCCCUGAUCUUUGUCAAUGUGGAUAACAGAUUCUUUGCGAUAUAGACAAAUGGUGAAGUGUAUUCGAAACAUUAAGUCAAGCCCGCUUCCUUAUAAACUACAAUCACGGACAUAACUGGUUGAGACUAUCCCCCUCCCCCUACAAAAUUCGCAUAUCCCUUAUGAAAAAUCCCAUGUUGAAUCAUGUUGCGCUUCUUUAACCCACCUCUCCCAACUCAUUGUUGAGCUUGUGUCAUGGUAAAUUACCGAAAGUUGUUUCGACGUUGUUUACAACAUUGAACUGGGGAGACAGAGUUUGUUUUGUCAAUGUUCAAUAAAUUUGCAGUAUUGGCUGGAUUGGUCUCAAGGGUUUUGUCCCAGAUUGUAGAAUUAAAGUAUCGCUAAUGAAGCAAUUGGGUGUUUAGGUAGUCAUUGUGGCGUUAACAGCGACAGCAACAGCCACGGUACAGAAAGACAUCUGCUCUAGUUUGAAACUGAAGAAUCCUCUAGAAGUGCAGACUAGUUUUAACAGGUAUUAUUCUGGUUUAUUGUUUAGGAUUAGAGAUCGCGUGCUUUAGAGAUCGCGUGCUUUAUAGUGCAUGCGCUUGAAGUACGUGGUGGGAGGCUACCAUGGGAUUAAGCUACUGCUCAACAUACAUGCAAUAUUAACACUGACAAUCUGACUUAUAAUAAAUAUAUCUUACUCCACGAGCUCCACUGCAUGCUCCACUGCUUUGCGAUAUAUUGGAGGUAUACGAAUCGUGAGGGGAUAGGGUGAGUGGCGACCUCUCAUCAAAGUGACCGACCCAAUUCACGAUGAUUCGAUCUUAAGAACAACCACAAGCAAGCUUUCCUCCAACGGAACGUUCUCCAUCCUGGCUUGAUUUGCACGUUAUCUUGUAGACGUGGAUAUUACGCGUAAAAGUAUAGACACAGCUUUGAAAACUAGUUACGGAUCUAGUCAAAGUUUGUUGCAAACAACAAGCUUGUAACAAGCUUGUCAACAAGUUGCAACAAUGCUGUUAUUUUAUCAAGUUGCUACAAGGUUGCCGUCGCUCUCAACUUGGUGGCAAAUUGUUGAAUUGCGGGACGAUAACAAGUUAUUGGAACAACUUGUAACAAGGCUGUUGAGCUCAGCAACCUAGUUGCAAGUUGUCAACAAGCCUUUAACAACUUGUCAACAAGCUCGGAAAAAGCAGAGCGGACACAUCCUGAUAAUGUGAGUUUUUACAUGUGUAGGACUCGACCAGCCCAUACUGAGGAAACCAAUGAUUCAUAGAAAACCCAUUACUCUCGCUGGUAAUCAAAUAAACGUGGCGGACAACGCUACAGUCGUUACCUUCCCCAACACGGUUAAUAAAUGCAUUAGGUUUGACUUUUUUUAUCCACUGAUACAGUAGCUGAUAUUUUAUUAUAAAACUAAAUUUACUAAUUUAAUUUAAUUUAAUUUAAAACUUUAAAUACUGUAUUUAACUAGUGAUGUAUAUUUAACUCCUUUUUUCCAUUUUUCAAAGGCCAAAUCUGUUCCUUGAAGUGAACAGGAAGACAUCAUCGGUUGCACACGACUUGAAAUCUCUUCUUAUUCAGAAGUCCAAGUAUGAAGUGUUUUUAUAUCAAAAUAUUUUUCUUGCUUUACUGUAUAUGCUAGCGAAGAACUCGACCCUUUAAGCCAUAAUGUGCGGAAAGGAAACAGGUGGGAAAAUUUGUCCACGCUUGCGCCUUCUAAUUUCGUGGACCUCGAGCGUAAGAAUUUUCCUGCAAGAAAAGAUGGAAAAUUCUAUGUUUCCUCGGGUAACUGCUAAAGUUUUGUGCAAAAAUUAUAAAGAACUGUAUCGAGCCACCUUAAAUCUCAUUCUUCAGAAUAACUUGUCGAAUUUCAUGAAAAGAAGCACAUUCUUGUAACCUGUAAACUUUAGGUUUAAACUCUUCUGAAAUGAUUCCUUUGUGUGUUUCAUUAAAGAAAUGGAGUUCUGAAAUCGCUGUCAUUAUUUUCUAGACGCAAUCUGAACAAAUCAUUUGAAGGUUCUACCAUCGUUUAUUGUCCUACAAAGAAAGUAACCGAAAGUGUUGCGGAUGAGUUGAAAGGUUAGUGGAAAAUAUUGUUAUCAUAAUCAAAAUCUGAAUCGCUGCAAUAACCAUGGGGUCGCCGUAACCUGGGAAACCUGUGGCGAAUUCCCUGGCGCUGUAUGAGAUCAUUAAUUAAAUCAUUAAACCAGAGGUCGGUAGUAAGAAGGCUGGAUAGCGCUAUCCACCAGAAUAUUUGAAACUUUCUAAAAUUGUCUCAGGUUAAUUGGUAUAACCCAAAUAAACCUUAGUACUUACUAAUAUAUUUAACAAUAAUUCAAUUUAGUAUAAUUACAUAGGUGAUUAUUGAAAAUUCUCCACGCUGAUUGGUUACCGUUGAGGUGAUUAUUACGCGAUAAUCACCUAAGCGAUUUUCAAAAUGGCGGCCGAAGCCUUUUUGUCAAUUAAAAGACGAAGAAAUGUGCAUUUUUAAUUUUUUUUCCAAAUAAUCACCCAUGAAAUUAUACUAAAACAAUUAUUCACCUCAGGCUCGGUGAUUAUCGUGAAUAAAAACCUCGACUUCGUCUCGGUUUUUAUUCACCGAUAAUCACCUCACCUUCGGCGAAUAAUUGUUAAAUAAUUAAUUAUAUUCUAUUAUUAUUAUAAUUAUAUUAUAAUUAUAAUAUAAUUAAUUAUAGUGGAAGGAUUUGAAUACUCGUUGGGAUAAAUGACUGUAGUGUGAUUAAGAUAAGGAUUUUGAACCAACUUCGCCUAAAAACAAGGAUUUUCAACCAAAAAUCUCAAAAUUUCCCACAUUAGCAAGUGUGCCCCCAAAACGGUGCUGCAGCUUGUUCGGCCGCGCUACGUACCCCGUCACUCAACACCUCCGAACUCGCCCCUCCCCCGAGCCAAAUAUGGAAAUCCGUCUAUGCACCGCCACUGAGGUGAAUAAUUGUUUUAGCAUAUAACACAAUGAAAAAAAAUUGCUCGUAUGUAAUCAGAACGAAUUUUGUUUUUGUCCGGAGGUGAAUAUAGUGCAAGUAUACCUGGAGAUGAGCAACCAAGCAAAUACUCGAAAAGCACUAUCCACCUCCCAAGUCAGGGCUUACAGAAUUAUUCUGAGUAGGUGUCUGUAUUGAUAGAGCAGGCGGCUGUUAGGAGGGGGGCGGUCUGUCUAGGGGGUCUUAAACUAGUGUAUAUUGAUUAGAUAACAACACAACUGAGCUCUGUAACCAAGUUAUAAUGUAUCACCACUUUCAUUCUUCAACAAGAUGACUUCAAGAUUUAAGAUGGCAAAUAACUGAAAUAGUGUACGUCGUUUUCAAAAAUAACCAGGCUAUAAAGUGGACCAGGUUGAUGAAAAAUAACUUGAAAGCUUAGAGUGGAGGAAGGAGAACAGACUUGAUAUUUUCAAGUACUAAACAAAGUAACCGGCGGUAAACAUCGUAGCACUUGCUGGAGCUCCGGCGGCCGCCCGCUUAUUUUGAAAGCCCUGCAAGUAUCGCUUUUCAAGCUUUUCAAGCAUUUCCACAACAGUUGAAAAUAUCACUAUCCAGUGGAUAACGCUAUCCGGUCUUCGUACAACCGACCCCAGUCGAUUAAGAAAAACCAGCCUGAAAUUUAGGCUGUACGCAAGCAAAUACAACAACCACUUCUUGCUAACAAAGAACCACUUGUGGUUUGCAUCUGUACUGAGAUAAAAACUGUGUUUCCCCAAGGUGUUGGAGUGAAUUGUGAGGCAUACCAUGCAGGACUAUCUAAAGAAAGACGAACACGUGCUCACUCCAUGUUUAUACGAGAUGAAGUACAGGUACUGAUCUUAAUAUUUAUCUAGAGUGAUACGGGAAUUUUACAUAGAGAAAUUCCUCGGAUCGUUUUGAAGGAUUUGUAAGAAAUGCUUGACGGAAUGUGAAAGUUAAACUAAGUUAAACUAAAAGAAAAAUUAAACGUUGUCAACAUAUUUUAGUGUAUCGUGGCGACAGUGGCUUUUGGGAUGGGCAUUGAUAAGCCUGAUGUGAGAAGUGUCGUACAUUAUGGAGGUAGGAUUACUAUCUUCACUUCAGUAAUCUGUAUCACAGACCUAACGCUAUUAGUAGUAUUGUAUAUUUCACAUAAUUUCACGACGUAUAUAAAGUUAGACGUAAUAAAACAUUGUAUUAUACAUUAUAUCAAAAAAUAGGUACGCCCGGCGUACAUGUAUCUGCACAAAGGAACUGCAUGGUUGCUAUGAAAAAAAUUUCAUUCACAAUUAUUGAGUAAACACUUAUCUUUCCUGAUAUGACAAAGAAUGUUCAGAUUUUAGUCUCUUCUUUACCCCAAUCAACUCUCAGAAAGCCACCUUUUUGCAUCUACUGAUUUUUAAUCAGUAGAAGCAUUGUCAGGAGAAAUUAGAUGACGUAUCGAUGUAAUGAAUUGCGAGCAUAGGAUUGCGAGCGAAAUUCGGUUAUCUACGGUUGAUUCCGCUGUUGUCCAUUAAUGGUUUUGUCAAUAACACGAUUGCAAUACGAAGAAUGCCGUAUAACUGCACGAGAGGAUUACGACUUUGUAUGUUCAUAUCUUCGGUUCAGUGCUAGGUUAGUUCAGUGCAUGCUACGAAGACAAUAAUAUACCACCAUUCGAUUCAGUGAAACAAUAUGAACUAAUUCUUUACAAUAGUUUUAGUCAUUAUCAACAUUGUAGUGGUUUAUGGCCUUUGAAAGUCAAGCGAGAUAUAUCAUCGUAUAUUAUCAAAUUACGCAAUUGUCUGAACAAAAAUAUAAACUAGCCAUACGGCCCAUACCUUUCGUCAAACAUAACUUCGGCCCCUUUGGACGUAUCUUCUUUGCAAUAUUCCUGUUCGAAUCAUUAUCAAUAACACACGGUGUAGAGUGUUUAUAUUUUCGAGCUUGUAUCUUCAAAUUUGCAUCUUUUAGUUUUAUCGCGGUAUAAUUCCUAUUUCUGGCCUGACUGUGAGCUAAUACCAACCGGAAAUACAAUUUUAAAACAUCAGCAAUGCGACGUUUGUGCUGUGACUCUGAAAAUGCUAUAAAACCGAUUCCAAAGAUCGGAGUGCACACCUGUAUGUUUUUAUCUGCUCAAUGCCUUUUAUUUCCCGUUGCUACUAUUCAGUAGAUGCAUGUAGGCCACAGCGGACCUAUGUUUUAUAAUUUAAACAGCAGGGUCCGGUUGUAUAAAAAAGUGAUUAAAGUUAACUAUAAUUAAGUGCAAACAUCAUCCAAUAACAAACGCCUAUUUGAGAGUUAAUCACUAUUUAACUACAAAAUAGUGAUUAAAAAAGUGAUUAAGAGUUUUAUACAACCGGCCCCAGAAUAGGAGUUAUAUAUGAAAUGGGUAGAUAAUUGCCGAGGCAAAAAAAAUAUGUGGGUUUCCGGUUUCCCGACCCUACCUAGCUUUUGGACGCCGAAAUCCCGACCCUAAACUUUUUUAUUGGAUCAUGCUUAUAAGUGUUUCCACUUAGAGGAAAACGUUUGUGAAAAUGGAAAUUUGAGGCAAUAUUAAGGAAAUUUAUCUUUGAAUGUGGAAGCACUGCCUAAACGAAAUGCCGUCCUGGUGAUUGCUAGAAAGUAUACUUCAAAAUAAGGUUUCCGUUUUUAUAACGUAGAAAAAUCCAUUCUGACGCAAAACUAAACCCUAAUACUAACCCCAACCACAAUCCCAAACCUAACCUAACCCUAACCUAACCCGAGGCCGAACUUAUUUUAAAAAUUGAUAUAAGAACGGAAACCUUAUUUUGAAGUAUACUAUCUAGCAAUUGCCAUGGCGUCCGGUUGUUAGGAAAAUAAAAGUAAAAGUUAAAAAAAGAGUUAAAACCGACUUACCCUACCUAAGUUUUUACAUUAGAAAUAGGAAACCCACAUAUUAUUUUUGGCCUGAGGUAAAUACUGUAUCCAAAUUUAAAUUGAUUUAAUAACAUAAUUAUGUAUGCUAAUGAAACAUACAAUCUGUAAAGGAAUUUUUAUUUUUCUCAGCCAAUCACAGUCCGCCACUUCACCGCGGAAGCGAUGCUUGCCAUAUAAUAAAAUACGUGUUUCACCGAAAUAUAUCUGCCUAUCAUCAGGCAAUAUAUAUAUAUAUAUAUAUAUAUAUAUAUAUAUAUAUAUAUAUAUAUAUAUAUAUAUAUAUAUAUAUAUAUAUAUAUAUAUAUAUAUAUAUAUAUAUAUGAGACGAUGGAUGUGGGACGCAUGAAUAUAUAUACGACAAGAACGCCAUUCAACCUAAUGGCGUUCUUGUCGUAUAUAUAUUCAUGCGUCCCACAUCCAUCGUCUCAUUGUUGGUUGUAUAAAUACUUUUCGGAUGAAAAGCUCACUAUCAGCUACACUGCGCUGACGAGCCCCAAAAGGGCGAAACAGCUGUCCGCAGUUGCUGGUAGUGAGCUUCGGGCAUAUAUAUAUAUAUAUAUAUAUAUAUAUAUAUAUAUAUAUAUAUAUAUAUAUAUAUAUAUAUAUAUAUAUAUAUAUAUAUAUAUAUAUAUAUGGCGCUCUUGUCGUAUAUAUAAUUUAUGUGUCCCACAUCCAUCAUCUCAUUGUUGGUUGUAUAAAUACUUUUCGGAUGAAAAGCUCACUAUCAGCUACACUGCGCUGACGAGCCCCAAAAGGGCGAAACAGCUGUCCGCAGUUGCUGGUAGUGAGCUUGGGGCACAAUUGCCUAUAGGCCUUUGCGCUGAUUUAAAUCUGUGACAUGCAGAGAUCAUGCGUAUUAGGUUGAAUGGCGUUCUUGUCGUAUAUAAUUUAUGUGUCCCACAUCCAUCAUCUCAUUGUUGGUUGUAUAAAUACUUUUCGGAUGAAAAGCUCACUAUCAGCUACACUGCGCUGACGAGCCCCAAAAGGGCGAAACAGCUGUCCGCCGUUGCUGGUAGUGAGCUUGGGGCACAAUUGCCUAUAGGCCUUUGCGCUGAUUUAAAUCUGUGACAUGCAGAGAUCAUGCGUAUUAGGUUGAAUGGCGUUCUUGUCGUAUAUAUAAUUUAUGUGUCCCACAUCCAUCAUCUCAUUAUUGUUGGUUAUACAUAUUAUAUAUAUAUAUAUAUAUAUAUAUAUAUAUAUAUAUAUAUAUAUAUAUAUAUAUAUAUAUAUAUAUAUAUAUAUAUAUAUAUAUAUAUAUAUAUAUAUAUAUAUAUAUAUACAUAUAUAUAUAUUUAUUUAAUCUUAAAAAUGGUAUAUGUUGCUACUCAGAGUUUCAUGCAAUUUCGCAAUCUUCAGGCAACUGUUAUUACAAGUAAGUUCAGUUUUGUUUGUUGACGCUACUCACUAACGGUUUGCUGACGCAUGCGUUCGUUGGUCGCGCACGCUCUCAAAUUUUCCCGCGUGGAAUUUCUCUGCGUGGCGGCACUUCGCGAAUAUUUCCGAUCUUCUAUUAAGGGUUCUAUUUGCCUUUAAAAGGCACAGUUUUUCAUGUAUAUAUAUAUAUAUGUACAUGGUUACAGUACUUUAAUUUGCACAAUUUUCGGGGCGCGGAUGCCCCCAAAUCGCUGUGCGGUUCCUGUGUAUAGAAACACGACAAUCCAUUUACCUUCAAGUCCAGAAUUUGGAGUUGUACAAUCUGCAACAUAAGACACUCAACUUAUGAAGCAAUCGCAUAAUUCUAAGAUGUCCUGUGACUAAUGUACCAUAUUAAGCACUAUAGUUAAAACAUGAGCAGCCAUUCUUUAUCUGGUAUACAAACUCGAGCCGAGGGCGACAUUUUGUACAUCAGAUAAAGAUCGAAUGCGAAUGUUUUAACGUGCUUCAAAAACGACCCAUUUUAUGAGUUCAUUGGCGAAGUAAUUUUAAAAAUAAACUUUAUCUAAGCCGAGGAAAUCAAAGCUGAAGUUUAUGUAAAUCAGGCCAAAUCUUUAUGCAAUUUCCAACAUUGAUUAAACAUUCAUUUCUUUUGAAUUUUCUUCAUGAAUUAUUAAUGAGUUUUUUAACAUCCAUACAUAAUUAGUAAUAGACAAUCGAUAUUAUUAAAAAAAACAUGCACGGUUACUCACGAGAAAGCUUUAACAUCCCGAUGUUACUUCGGGCAAUCUUCUAGGAUAUAACAAAAAGUUGUUUUUUUAUCGGACAAUUUUGACUUAUCAACAGUCAAACAAACAGUUUCUCUAUACAUAGCAACGCCUCGUCAGCCUGUAGAAACCUCCAUAUUUGUUUUGUUUAAUUUUACGCCCUGUUCGCAGGCGUACAUCCUGUUCUCAGCCGUAAUUCCUUCGACUUGAGUGUUUAACGCACGCACAAAGCACACACAACUCGAUAGAAUAGUAUCUAGCGCUAGCACAGAUGCAAAAAGGAAUAACAAUUCUACUUCUCCAAUCCCAGAACUCUGUUCCUCGUUAAUUUCAAAAACAGUAAUUCAAACAUCGUCUUGGCCCAGGAGUAUGACCAAAUUGCACAUGUAUGAUAAUUUACUAAAUUAAACUAAUAUUAUUUCAGCUCCGAAAGAUAUCGAGUCCUACUAUCAAGAAAUAGGACGAGCUGGCAGGGAUGGGUAGGUAGAAAAUGUACAACUUUCAAAUAUAGUUCAAUCAGACCCAGGCCUCGAAUUUCUCUGAAAUCAGUCGACGGCAAUGGUGUUAAAAAUUGCUAUAGAACAUAACAGCUGUCUACGCCAAUUUUGGCAGUUUCCACGGCAUUUUUCAAAUUACUGAAAUAAAAAUGUAAUUUUAUUGUUACUUUGGAUUGUUGAAACAUGUUUGCGUAUUUCUUUAGUGUUUUUUUUUUCGAAGAAAACUGAGACUAAAAUAGUAAUGUAUGCAUGAUUUGAUCAACAUUUGGAUUCAAGUAUCAAAACAGUGAAUACUAUAAAAAAUACAUUAUACGGCAAAACAUUGCCGUCGUUGCCGCAAUGAUCCACGGCAUUUGGUUCUCCCUCCACGGCAAUUGCCGCGAUAAAAUUCAAGCCCUGUUCAGACCACUCUUUUCUUAUUUGGUUGGGUUACAGAUUUCCCGACCUCGUAUUUAUUUUGCGAGCAAAUAAAAAAAUGCGCGAGCCUAUGCUCAAAAGGUUCAAAAGUUUAUAUUCUUCUAAUUAGAUUGACUGUCUGUAUGCUAUGUUUAUUUAUAUUUAUCAUGGCUUAAAAUUUUUACAUUUUUGCGUAUUUAUGAAUUUGUUGCAAUUGUAUUAUUUUGUAGGCUGCCUAGUGCAUGUUAUGUCUAUUACAACACCUCUGAUUUUGCUCUUAGCAGGUAAGUUGAGAUUUUUAUUUUGAAAGCUGCCUAAAACACGUAAUUUAAUUGGUUAAUGUGUUGCCAGCCCUUGAUUAUUGGAACCCGAACCACCUAAAAUGGGCUUAUAAAAACCUUCACACACGGUGGCUUCCGGUAUGGAAUACUACCAACAUUAGACUUACUGUAGCAUCAUUAGUGUCACAUCAUUAAUAUCGGAUCAUUAGCGUCAGGUCAUUAGUGUCAGGUCAUUAAUGUCGGAUCAUUAGUGUCAGAUCAUUAGCGUGGUAGAUUAUAGUAUCAGAUCAUUAAUGUCAGAUCGUUAAUGUCAGAUCGUUAAUGUCAGAUCAUUAAUGUCAGAUCGUUAAUGUCAGAUCGUUAAUGUCAGAUCGUUAAUGUCAGAUCGUUAAUGUCAGAUCGUUAAUAUCAGAUCGUUAACAUCAGAUCGUUAAUGUCAGAUCGUUAAUGUCAGAUCGUUAAUGUCAGAUCAUUAAUGUCAGAUCAUUAAUGUCGGAUCAUUAAUGUCAGAUCGUUAAUGUCAGAUCGUUAAUGUCAGAUCAUGAAUGUCAGAUCGUUAAUGUCAGAUCGUUAAUGUCAGAUCGUUAAUGUCAGAUCGUUAAUGUCAGAUCGUUAAUGUCAGAUCGUUAAUGUCAGAUCGUUAAUGUCAGAUCGUUAAUGUCAGAUCGUUAAUGUCAGAUCAUGAAUGUCAGAUCGUUAAUGUCAGAUCGUUAAUGUCAGAUCAUGAAUGUCAGAUCGUUAAUGUCAGAUCGUUAAUGUCAGAUCGUUAAUGUCAGAUCGUUAAUGUCAGAUCGUUAAUGUCAGAUCGUUAAUGUCAGAUCGUUAAUGUCGGAUCGUUAAUGUCAGAUCGUUAAUGUCAGAUUAUUAGUGUCAGAUUAUUAGUGUCAGAUUAUUAGUGUCAGAUCAUUAAUGUUAGAUUAUGAGUGUCAGAUCAUUGGUGUCAGAUCAUAAUGUCAGAUCAUUACAGUAAUUGUAGAUCAUUAGCGUAAGAUCAUGAAUGUUAGAUCAUUAGUGUCAGAUCAUUAGCGUCAGAUCAGUUAAGGUCAAAUCAGUUAAAGUCAGAUCAUCAGUGUCAGGUCAUUAGUGUCAGAUCAUCAGUGUCAGAUCAUUAGUGUCAGAUCGUUAGUGUCAGAUCGUUAGUGUCAGAUCAUUGGUGUCAGAAGAUCAUUAGUGUCAGAUCGUUAGUGUCAGAUCAUUGGUGUCAGAUCAUUAGUGUCAGAUCAUUAGUGUCAGAUUCAUUAGUGUCAAAUCAUUAAUGUCAGAUUAUUAAUGUCAGAUCAUUAGUGUCAGGUCAUUAAUGUCAGAUUAUCAGUGUCAGAUCAUUAGUGUCAGAUCAUUAGUGUCAGAUCAUUAGUGUUAGAUCAUUAGUGUCAGAUCAUUAAUGUCAGAUUAUUAAUGUCAGAUUAUUAAUGUCAGAUCAUUAAUGUCAGAUCAUUAAUGUCAGAUUAUCAGUGUCAGAUUAUCAGUGUCAGAUCAUUAGUGUCAGAUCAUUAGUGUCAGAUCAUUGGUGUCAGAUCAUUAGUGUCAGAUCAUUAAUGUCAGAUCAUUAAUGUCAGAUUAUUAGUGUCAUUGUUGCGGUGCCCAAACGAACUUUGAUAUCACUGCAUAAUUUUUCUUUGUCUGUUAGUUAAUAAUCAUAAGCCUUGAUAUUUAUUAAAAAUUAACUUGUUUUCGCGCUUGUGAUGCACUUGCUUUGCGCAUGGCCAGGGCGCCACACUGUAGUAAUAUGUCCGCAGCAUAGUUGAUUAUUUACUGUUGUUAUCUUACUCCCCAACAGGCAUUUUGCGUAUGCAAUCACAAAUGAAAAAUUCAGAAAUCAUAAACUUGCCAUGAUACAGAAACUGGAGCAGUAUUUAAACACAACCAGUUGCAGACGAAGGUAGAGUAUAGUCAAGUUGUCACAUGGGGUUAGGGCCACCCAAGUGGGUUGGGGUGGAGGUGGUUGUUUGCCCCCAGGGCCACCAAAUUUCUGAUAUCAACAGGCAUUUUGCAUAUGCAAUCACAAAUGAGAAAUUCAGAAAUCAUAAAUUUGCCAUGAUACAGAAACUGGAGCAGUAUUUAAACACAACCAGUUGCAGACGAAGGUAGAGUAUAGUCAAGUUGUCACAUGGGGUUAGGGCCACCCAAGGGGGUUGGGGUGGAGGUGGUUGUUUGCCCCCAGGGCCACCAAAUUUCUGAUACAAGAUUGCUUAAAAGCGAGAAUAUAAAUCCACAGUGCCGGAUAAUAUGCGAUAUAAUGCGUAGUAUUUGUAAAACACCGUUUCUCCCGUUUUUAUAAUCAUAUGCAAUUAUGAAAUCGAGCCUUUAUAAAAGCCUCUGCGCUGAGCAGAGAGGAGCUUCAAUUAAAAUUCUGCAAAAUACGUGUUUGCGAUUGAUGUAGAUUGUUUGUUUAUGAAAUAUUAAUAUGAGCGGCCGUGUUGAUAUACAAACUCGAGCAGAGGGCAAGCUGUAUUACAGGUUGAAUAACGUAAGGAUUUCAACAGUUAACGAAUUAUUCAUACCGAAGUGAUUUUAAAUGAGAAAAUGGUGGAAAAUUUUGCGUAUGCGGGUAAUAACAACGCAACCCAAAACAUUGAUUUCUUGAUGAAUUAUUAAUGAGUUUUACAAGAACAUUUUUAGAAGCUGAAACUUUUUUUAUUCCAGGCAUAUCCUUUCUCACUUUGGAGAAAUAUUACCACAGGAGAAAAACUCUGAAGAAGAAUGUUGUGAUAAUUGUCAGAGAAGGUGAGAAAGAUUUCUCUUAGUUAACGUCAUCGUCUUCUUUACCAGAAUCGCAAUUCCCCCUUUCCGGAAA
This is a messenger RNA of Paramuricea clavata, 30992 nucleotides long. Lineage: Eukaryota; Metazoa; Cnidaria; Anthozoa; Malacalcyonacea; Plexauridae. The record is from the annotation of a GenBank genome assembly.